AUGAGACUCCUCUCAACGAUAUCAGCGCUCCAAGAGGGCGAUGGCGAAGCUGCUCCAGUGACCUCGACACCAGAAACAGUGGUUGUGUACCUCACACAUCCUUCGAACAAAUGGUCGCAUCUGGGUGCUAAGAUUGCUGCAUCCACUGCUCCUCUGUCAUCAGCAGAUCAAGUCAAGCUCUCCGUCUCGGCACUAGGAAAGAGAUCCUUCUACGAACAAAGACAAGGUUUUGAUCUGUUGUCGUUCUUCAAGAACCCAAUGAUUCUGAUGGGUGUCUUGUCUAUGGGCUUGGUGUUUGGAAUGCCUUACUUGAUGGAAAACAGUAAGUUCAAACUCAUCCUCUUCUCAACUCAGCUCGCUNUGGACGAAGAGACAAAGGCCGAGUUCGCAGAAAUCCAAAAGCAGGGUCCUCUGGGUCUGGGUGGUGCUGCAGGAGGACAAGGCCAGAACACGGCACAGCAAAUUCAAAACUUCGACCUUGCUGGCUGGAUGGCAGGGAAAAAGUAA
Aureobasidium musti is the source of this 507-nucleotide messenger RNA. The record is from the annotation of a GenBank genome assembly. NCBI's taxonomy places the organism in Eukaryota, Fungi, Ascomycota, Dothideomycetes, Dothideales, Saccotheciaceae.